GCCCCCAGCCAGGAUUCCUCACGAUGCUUACAUUCUAACAGGGGGGACAUAAAAUGAACGGGUAAUAUAGUGUGUUACAAGGUGAUAAAUGCUCUGAAGAGAAUUUAGGGAGCAGGGAGAGACCACAAUUUUAAAUAGGGUGGCCAGGCUUCUCAGAGAAGGUGACACUCAAGCAAAGAGCUGAAGGAGGUGAGGGAACAAGCCAGGAGGAUAUCUGAGGGAAGAGGCAUUCCAGGCAGAGGGCAGAGCAAGCGCAAAGGCCCUGGGGCAGGACUGGCUCUCAGGGCUCGAGGAGCAAGCAGCAGGGAGCCCAGUGUGCCGGAACCCGGAACCCGAGUGAUGGAGGGAGAGAGGAGGUUUGAAGGAUGUUCCUUAAGACUUUGCAGACCUCAGCUCUUAUCCCAGAAACGGGGAGCCCCUGAAGGCGGCGGAGCAGGGAGUGCUGUGAGCUAACCUAGGUUUCUUGGGGCUCCCUGCAGGGAGACUAGACGAGGGGAGGAAGGGAGCAGGGGCCUGUCGGGAGGCCGCUGCAGGUGCAGGUGCAGGACGUUGGCAGGGACCAGGUGAAGGUCACACUGAUAAUGGGCAAGGCUAAAAGGGGGCUCGCCCGCCCCUCCUCCUGCUCUCCGAGCUUUGGCGUUUGCUGCUCUUCCUCUCCCUGCAAGUGUGACCUGGGGUGAGUCUCUUCACCCUCGGUGUCCUCAGUUUCCUCCUCUGUGAGGCGGAGACCCCCGGCCCUCACCUCACUGGGUGUGGGGGAGAAACGACAGGGUUGUUAUGACAGAGCCGGUCCCAGUUCCUGGCUCCCCGGAGGCAGGCCGGUCCUGUCCCCCCCACCCCAGCCCGGGUCCCUCCGCCAGCCCCGCCCAGGUGUGUGCCAGGUACUGCAGGCCAGGUCAGGCCCUCACUUCUUUGCUGGCUCCCAGGGCACCUCCAGGUGGCAGGAGCCCCCCCAUUCUCCACACCAUGAGCACCACCACAGGCCCAGAAGCUGCCCCCAAACCAAGUGCCAAGUCUAUCUAUGAGCAGAGGAAGCGUUAUUCCACUGUGGUUCUGGCAGACGUUUCCCAGUAUCCAGUCAACCACCUGGUGACGUUCUGCCUGGGCGAGGAGGAUGGCGUGCACACCGUGGAGGAUGCCUCGCGGAGGCUGGCGGUCAUGGACAACCAGGGCCGCGUCUGGGCCCAAGAGAUGCUGCUGCGCGUGUCUCCGGACCGUGUCACGCUGCUUGACCCCAUGUCCAAGGAAGAGCUGGAGUCGUACCCACUGGGUGCCAUCGUGCGCUGCGACGUGGUGACGCUGCCUGGCCGGAGUCGCUCGCUGCUGCUGCUGGUGUGCCAGGAGCCGGAGCGCACGCAGCCUGACGUGCACUUCUUCCAGGGCUUGCGUCUCGGGGCGGAGUUGAUCCGAGAGGACAUCCAGGGGGCUCUACACGACUACCGGUCAGGCCGCGGGGAGUGCAGGCCCGCGGCGCUCAGGGCUACGCAAGAGGAGCUGCAGCGCCGCCCCUCGCCGGCCGCCGAGACCCCUCCCCCUCAGCGCCGCCAGUCAAUCCGCGCGGUCAUCAGCACGGUGGAGGCGGGCAGGGGGCGACCCCAGGCGGAGCCCAUCCCGGAGGCGGAAGAGUCGCUGAGGCCGCGGCCUGGCCUGGCGGGGACCUCAGGCAGCGCUGCCCCGGCCUCUCCUGACCUGGGGCCCCGUGGCCUGGACCUGGCCAGUCUGCAGGCGGAGCGGGAAGUGGACAUCCUGAACCACGUGUUCGACGACGUGGAGAGUUUCGUAUCGAAGCUGCAGAAGUCUGCGGAGGCGGCCCGGGUGCUGGAGCACAGGGAGCGCGGCCGCAGGACCCGGCGCCGGGCGCCUGGGGAGGGUCUCCUGACGCUGCGGGCCAAGCCGCCCUCCGAGGCCGAGUACACGGACGUGCUUCAGAAAAUCAAGUACGCCUUCAGCCUGCUGGCCCGGCUGCGUGGCAACAUCGCCAACCCCUCGUCCCCCGAGCUGCUGCACUUCCUGUUCGGACCCCUGCAGUUGAUUGUGGACACAUCGGGAGGCCCCCAAUUCGCAAGUGGAGUGCGGCGGCCGCACCUGACGUCCGAGGCGGUGGCGCUGCUGCGGGACAAUCUCACCCCACGGGAAAAUGCGCUCUGGACCUCUCUGGGGGACGCGUGGACCCGCCCGGGGCUGGAGCUGCCCCCAGAGGAAGGAUCCCCGUACAGCCCUGAGUUCUCCAGCGGCUGGGAGCCCCCGGCCACUGACCCGCAGGGCCGCGCCUGGGGGGACCCAGUCGAGAAACAGCAGCAGCACGAGCGGCGGCGCCGGCAGCAAAGUGCCCCCCAGGUCGCUGUCAAUGGUCACCAAGACCCUGAGCCAGAGGCUGAGUCCCAGCUGGAGCCUGAGGGAAAGUGGGUCCUAUGUAACUAUGACUUCCAGGCCCGCAACAGCAGUGAGCUCUCUGUCCAGCAGCGGGAUGUGUUGGAGGUCCUGGAUGACCAGCGUAAGUGGUGGAAGGUUCGGGACCAGCGAGGGCAGGAGGGAUAUGUACCGUAUAAUAUCCUGACACCCCACCCGGGGCCUCGGGCAAGCCGCAGCCUGGAGAAUAGCACUCCUCCUCCCCCACGGGCCCCGGCUCCUGCCUCCUCUCGCCCCACCUGGGACAGCUGUGAUAGCCUCAACUUGGACCCCCUAGAGAAGGAGAAAUUCUCCCAGAUGCUGUGUGUCAACGAAGAGCUGCAGGCGCGCUUGGCCCAGGGCCGCUCAGGCCCCAGCCGCGCAGCCCCGGGUCCCCGCGUCCCGGAGCCGCAGCUCAGCCCGCACUCGGACGCCUCUGAAGUCCGCGCCUGGCUGCAGGCCAAGGGAUUUAGCGCUGGGACCGUGGACGCGCUGGGCGUGCUGACCGGCGCGCAGCUUUUCUCACUGCAAAAGGAGGAGCUGCGAGCCGUGAGCCCGGAGGAAGGGGCGCGCGUGUACAGCCAGGUCACCGUGCAGCGUGCGCUGCUGGAGGACAAAGAGAAAGUGUCAGAGUUGGAGGCGGUGAUGGAGAAGCAAAAGAAGAAGGUGGAAGGCGACAUGGAAACUGAGGUUAUCUGACCCUUCCCGGCUCCUCUGCUCAGUUUUUCGAGGAAGCCCCGUGGCAGAACGGACUCUGCAGACUGCUGCCACCCAUGGAAGUAGACCCCUCCCGAAGGCCCCAGACCUGUUCCGGUGGAGCCUCCUGAGUGAGCGGACUGGCCGUGAGUGGGAGGGAAGGGCCAUACUCGGGGUCCCCGCGCAUUGGGAUAUGCUGCCCAGUCUAUAAACAGCCUCCUUGUAGCAGA
This is a messenger RNA of Felis catus (domestic cat), 3314 nucleotides long. It is a transcript of the gene EPS8L1, whose product is annotated as EPS8 like 1. The transcript is spliced from 21 exons. Gene Ontology annotation, cellular component: ruffle membrane; plasma membrane; vesicle. Lineage: Eukaryota; Metazoa; Chordata; Mammalia; Carnivora; Felidae. Gene Ontology annotation, biological process: positive regulation of ruffle assembly; regulation of Rho protein signal transduction; Rho protein signal transduction. The coding region runs from base 778 to 3087 and encodes 769 amino acids. The record is from RefSeq and is a predicted model, not a curated record. Gene Ontology annotation, molecular function: actin binding.